This is a messenger RNA of Brassica oleracea var. oleracea, 399 nucleotides long. Its product is annotated as nucleolin-like. Lineage: Eukaryota; Viridiplantae; Streptophyta; Magnoliopsida; Brassicales; Brassicaceae. Gene Ontology annotation, molecular function: mRNA binding; U1 snRNA binding. Gene Ontology annotation, biological process: mRNA splicing, via spliceosome. Gene Ontology annotation, cellular component: U2-type prespliceosome; precatalytic spliceosome; U1 snRNP. The coding region runs from base 1 to 399 and encodes 132 amino acids. The record is from RefSeq and is a predicted model, not a curated record. The transcript is spliced from 3 exons.
AUGGCUAUGUUGAGUUUGCAUCUUCUAAAGAAGCAGAGCAGGUACGAAGACUACCUUGCACGAGAAAACCGUUUGAUCCAAGAAGAUGAGGCUGUGGAGGAAGGUUUUGAUGAAACUUGUGAUUUUGCCGAGGAAGUAGCCUUAAGAAAAAAUAGAAUCUUUGUUUAUAAUCUCCCUCCCAGAAUAAGAAAAAAUAAUCGCAUCCUUUACUACAAAAAUGUUGGAGAAGUUCGUCGUGUUCGUCUUGUUGUAAACCGCGAGGGUGAGCAUGUGGGCUGUGCCUUUGUUGAGUUUGCUUCUGCUGAGGAAGCAAAGAAGGCGCUGAUGCACGAGAGUAAAACUCUGAUUAUUCUUUCCGACGUGGUUGAGAUGGCUCCAUACCCUAUCCAAGUAAAUUGA